Messenger RNA from Cryptomeria japonica (Japanese cedar), 2197 nucleotides. RefSeq lists its product as uncharacterized. The record is from RefSeq and is a predicted model, not a curated record. Bases 74 to 1651 code for a protein of 525 amino acids. The transcript has 2 exons. NCBI's taxonomy places the organism in Eukaryota, Viridiplantae, Streptophyta, Pinopsida, Cupressales, Cupressaceae.
UUCUUUGGAGGGUCCAUUAAAGAACGUGGGGAUCACCAAUUGGAGAUUUAGAGUUGACUGUAAGGAUGCGUAAAUGGACUGGACUGUGUUAAUAGCGCUUAAACCAGACAAAAGGCUGCAAGCACUCACUUCAAAGAACUGGGUGAUCCAUUAUGAAUUUGCGUGUAUUAUACGAAGUCAAAUUCUAAUAGUAAUUCAUAAUAGCUGUGGACGAUUUAGGAUUAGUCCAGUUAUGGAGUCUCCCGAUUUUUAUGAGUGCAUAUACCAGGCAUGUCACUUAAGGGAAGUGAGUCUUCAAAGGUUUGACCCAGUUCUGUGGUAUCGUGCAUAUCCACUGUCUGAGAAUGGAUUAAUGGUUCUUCGUUUAGGAUUGUAUGAAGAAGGUACACACGGUCCUUCUAAACUUGUAUUGGAUUUGGGAAUAUAUGAUAUUUUGAAUUGUAAUGAAGAGUCCAUCCAUAACAAUUUGCUUCCUCUCCUGUCAUACAUGUUUUUGGGUUUAUAUCUACCUUUUUUCCGCUCACGAUACUACUCCAUAGCAAAUUUCAUCUCGGAGUUCAGGCGGAAUUUGGACAGAGCAGGCAUAAUUGAAUCAACGAAAUACAAACGAGUAUUUAACUUGCUUUUCUCUGGUAUGUGCUCCUUUUUUACUGCCUACAAAAGGCUUGACGAAGAUGUACUUAAUGUAACAAGAAAUGGAGGGAUUCCCCAAAAUCUGAUGCAAGCACAAGAAGAGACUCUGUUAUUCAUUGGACCUGCGGGAACACAUUGUUUCAUUCAUUUUUUGGCAUCCUACUUUGUGUACAAUAGUGUUACUAGCAGGGCCUUGAAAAUUUCCUAUAAUUCAAGUGUUGAAGGCUUUUGGAGAAUUGCCUCCCAUUCUCUACUCCUCUCAUUGGAGAAGACAAGAGAACCUCGGAUCGCUGAAGGGAAGCUCCAGGAGACUUCGAGUCAUCACCUGCUAAAUUGCAUCCUUCAAUUCGGACACACUGUUAAUAUCUGCCCACAUUGGAUUGAAGUUUGCCUACAGAUGGAUAAUGUCACAUGUGAUGUGCUUCCACCAUUGCACUGUGAUGUUCCAAAUGAACAACACUUUCCAGCCAAGAUUUGUUUGACAGCUGGCCCUGAGAAUGGAUUCGGUGUUCAAUCCGUUUCCUUGAGUGUAUCAUCACCCAACCCCAUCACACACAUUGGUAGGGAGAACUCGUACGAGGCUACAUUUGAAACACCUAAUGUGAUGGGCGUUAAGGCUUCUGCUUCAACUACAUUAACAGAGAAAAUUAAGAAUUGGGGCUUUGAACAGUCGACCAUCAAUGGUACCGAUGCAAAGAUGGACUGGACUCUGUAUGAUUCCACCACCGGAAAGCCGGUAUAUAACAAUGAGCUUCCAAAGUCGUCAUUCUUCGGCCACAAGAUGUCGUCCAUCGGUAGAUACGUUAAGGCAUGCAGAGCUUUUACCGAGCAAGGAGGCGUGGUCUUUGCCAAGGAUGAUUAUGGAAAGCCCAUAACAUGGAGGCUCAACAGGGAUCUGGAGGGACAGACAUUGAAAUGGAUUGUUAAAGCUUCCAUCUGGUUAACCUGUUUGCCGAAUACUCGAUAUUCACACACUAGACGCCAUGAUUUUCAACAAGUAGUUGAUCUCAAAUUGUAGACAACUUCCACACCCAAUUGAAUUUUCAGAGUUGUGACCAAUUUCAAGGAAGCAGAGUAGUUGCUACUCUCUUAUUUUCUGUUACAUACUAUGGUGGUGUAUGCUUUACAAUAUUCACUAAUGAAGAAAAGAGGUGUAGUAUGGAAAAAUGUUGUUGAAAUUGUAAACUAUGCCAUUCAUUUAUCCUCUAUCUGUAUGACAUUUAUUAACAUGGUGAUUCUUUCUAAUCUUUGAAGUAUAAUUGUACUAUUUUUUCCAGAUUAGGUGUUAUACUCUUAGUAGCAGUUUCAAGCUUUCAAGUUUGAGCUUCCAAAGGAGAGAACAGUUCCAUCUAUAUAUUGAGUCCUUAACAAUCACAAUUUAGCCACAUAUAGCAUAUUUGUAACAUAUUAAUUAGCAGCAUCAAUUGUAGGCUGUUUCUCUUUCUGCUUUUUUGUAUGUUCAAACAGUUUUCUGUUCGGACAGUUUCGGUUUAGGCAGUUUAAUUGUUCUCUCACUCCCUUUAAAUGUACUCUCCAUUUUUAAUUUGAGACACAGUUUUUGCCA